AUGGUGGCGUACGAGUUGAAGAACAAGGCAUCGGUCACGACGCAGGGCGAGCACCCGGCCGAUGCGUACUCGGCGGCCGAUCGAGAUAAUCGACAGCUGCAGAGGCUGGGGAAGAAGCCCGUUCUUAAGCGAAACUUCGGGAUUCUCUCGAUUUUGGGGUUUAGCUGUACGAUUCUGGGGACGUGGGAGGGUCUUCUGGGUACUUUCGUGAACCCAUUGCAAAAUGGUGGAUCUGGAGGAGCAGUCUAUGCGUUUAUCUUUGCUUGGGUAGGCACUGCCUGCACCUUCGUUGUGCUGGGAGAGCUGGGAUCGAUGGCGCCUACAUCUGGAGGACAAUACCACUGGUGUGCCAUGCUGGCGCCGAUCAAGCAGCAAAAGUUCCUCAGUUAUAUAACAGGCUGGAUGGCCGUAAUGGGCUGGCAGACAGCUUUCGCUUCUGCGUCUUAUCUAUGCGGGACAGAGAUUCAAGGCACCGCAAUCCUCGCCCACAAAUAUUACAACGCUGAAGCCUGGCACGGCACCUUGAUCGUCUGGGCCGCACUGGUCGUCUCGCUCCUCGCAAACCUGAUCGGUGGGAAAUUCCUACCUCGCCUGGAGGCAGUCAUUCUCGUCAUUCACAUCAUCGGGUUCUUUGGAAUUCUCAUCCCCUUGACGUAUAUGUCAGAGCACAAGAACACAGAUGAGGUCUUUCUGCAAUUCUUGAACAGUGGCGAGUUCCCUACUCAAGGACUCUCCUGGUUCGUUGGUAUGACUAGCUGCGCGUUCGCAUUUGCUGGAGGUGAUGCUGCGGUUCACAUGGCCGAAGAAGUCAACAAUGCGACAAUGGUCAUUCCCCGUGCCCUUCUAAUGAGCGUUGGAAUUAACGGCUGUCUCGGUUUCGGCAUGCUAAUUGGUAUGCUCUUCUGUCUCGGCAAUAUGGACGACGCCCUAAACACGCCGACCGGAUACCCUUUCAUCGAAGUCUUCUAUCAGGGAACUGGCUCAAUGAGCGGAUCGCUGACAAUGUGUUCGAUCAUUUUGAUCAUCGCCGUCUGCUCGGUUGUGGGACUAUUGGCAGCUACUUCGCGACAAUUCUGGUCAUUCGCACGAGAUAGGGGUGUCCCGGGUUGGCGGAUGUGGAGUCGGGUCUCACCCUCGAAUCAAUUGCCAAUGUACUCAGUCCUCCUCACCACGACAAUCAGCUGGCUCCUCGCACUCAUCAACAUCGGCUCAUCGGUCGCGUUGAACGAUAUCCUCUCAAUGGCCGUGUCUGGAUUAUACUCUUCUUACCUAAUUGUCACGAUUCUUCUGCUCGUCCGUCGAGUCAAGGGUGACGUCGCCCGCUAUAAUGAUGACGAAGAUGAAAUCAUCAACCUCCCCGGAAAGAAAUUGGUCUGGGGCCCGUUUCACGUACCCGGCAUUUGGGGUAUCGCGGUUAAUUCCUUUGCGGUGAUAUAUAUUAUUAUUGUGAUUUUCUUCAGUUUCUGGCCCACGGCUAUGAAUCCCUCGGUGACGGAUAUGAACUAUAGUGUUGUGGGUUGGGGUGGAGUCCUCUUCCUCGCUACGCUGUAUUAUGUUGUUCGGGCUCGUCAUAUUUAUACGGGGCCUGUUGUUGAGGUUUCUCUGUGA
Messenger RNA from Penicillium argentinense, 1608 nucleotides. RefSeq lists its product as uncharacterized. Gene Ontology annotation, cellular component: membrane. Gene Ontology annotation, biological process: transmembrane transport. The transcript is spliced from 8 exons. NCBI's taxonomy places the organism in Eukaryota, Fungi, Ascomycota, Eurotiomycetes, Eurotiales, Aspergillaceae. Bases 1 to 1608 code for a protein of 535 amino acids. The record is from RefSeq and is a predicted model, not a curated record. Gene Ontology annotation, molecular function: transmembrane transporter activity.